AUGGCUGCUAAACUUAAUGACUUGUGUCUUCAAGAAAUAUUUGAAUUCGUCAGUAUUGACGAAUAUGAAGAUCAACAAAAUUUAUUUAACUGUGCACUCGUCAAUCGCUACUGGUGUAUGAAUGCAGUCCCGAUUUUAUGGCGAAACCCGUUCCCUUUUUCAUCUUUUUCAUCACACUGCGGUCCAGCAUUUAUUUCGACGCUUGUAAAAUAUUUAGCAUUAAACGAUGAACAAAGAGCACCAUUUUUAUAUUAUCGAUUAAUCAAGCAAAUAGACAUGCAUUUUCUGGCGGAAGCGAUUCAAGACUAUUUGUUUAGUUUGCUAAACACAUUGCCACAAGAUAGUCGAGAUAUUGUGACUUUGUGUACGCUGAAAGUUCUUUGUUAUAAAUUGAUCAAUACUACUGAGAACAUCUUUUUUGAGCUCGAUUAUCGGUUGGGACAUCUACCUUUUGGAGAUUGGAAUAUUUACCAAAUACCGAAUGCCAACGCAUCAUUAAGAAAACUGCGCAAAUUAAGCAUCUCUGGUGCUAAAAACAGCAAAAAAAUUCUUGAAUCCGCAGCUAAAAUCUCGCCUAACCUUUCAAAUCUCGAAAUAAAUUGCUACGAAUAUGAGGAAUUGUGUCAGCUAGUUCCCUAUAUCAAAUUGUUCAACAACUUAAAACGUCUAAAUAUAUACGUAUUUGAUAAUUUAAACGGUGACAAACUUUUGUCUGAACUCGGGAAAAACUUACCGAAAACACUGGAGACUCUUUGCUUUGAGGGAGAUUUCGAAUUUUCAGAGGAAUCGCUAGAAAUGUUUUUGCUUGGAGCAAGAGAAGUAAAAUUUCAGUUAUUGGGUUUUCCGGAAUCCAAAUGCAUUUCAGAUGGACAUUUGGAAACUAUUUGGAAAGUGAUUUACGAUUCAAGCUUGGAUAUCAGUAUUAAAGAACUUGAUGUUUCUUUCGGAGAAUAUGUGACCAGAAAUCAAGCUAGAAAAUUUCAAGACCGAGGAAUUGAAGUUGAAGUUAUGAGUUAUUUGGACGAUGACGAU
Messenger RNA from Ambispora gerdemannii, 1032 nucleotides. The record is from the annotation of a GenBank genome assembly. Lineage: Eukaryota; Fungi; Glomeromycota; Glomeromycetes; Archaeosporales; Ambisporaceae.